GCAAUCUGAAGGGGUGAGAGAGAGGUAAGGGAGAGGUACAUACAGUAUAAAGAGAGGAGGAGUAAAGCAUGUCCUCUUCAAACAGACAACAAGCCAGACAGACCCGCAGAGCUGUUACGGAGAUGUGAGAGGGACAGGAGAGUCGUCAAAGAGCAUGGCUAUAUUUACCCGCUCCUUCUCGCCUUCAUGACAGAGCACACUCGUCUCGUGGUCUCCUGGAAGUUUAUGGACCUCUAGUUGUUUGCUUUGCCCGGUUAGUUGUCUUUAUCAAGGUAACGGGCCCACAUGGCGGAGAAUGGCGGCGUCCCGGUGCCGGCCAGGAGCUACAGCCGCUUCUCCUGCAAAAACUACAAACUGAUCUACACGGACUGGGCCAACCACUACCUUGCCAAGUCAGGACACAAGCGUCUGAUCAAGGACCUGCAAACAGACGUCGCAGACGGAGUGCUGCUGGCUGAGAUCAUACAGGUCGUAGCCAAUGAGAAGAUUGGCGAUAUCAAUGGCUGUCCCAAGAGCCGUUCUCAGAUGAUUGAGAACAUAGAUGCCUGCCUCAGUUUCCUGGCAGCAAAAGGAGUCAACAUCCAGGGUCUGUCUUCAGAGGAGAUCCGUAAUGGUAAUCUGAAAGCCAUCCUCGGCCUCUUCUUCAGCUUGUCCCGCUACAAACAGCAGCAGCAGCAGGCCCAGCGGCAGAACUCCCAGCCCUCUCUCCCCCAGGGCACACACCCUCCCCUGAGCCAGCAGAGCAGUUCCCCGGCCCAGCUCAGCCACUCUACGCAUGGGACUCCUUCCCUUACAGCCCAGAAAGCAGCACAGGCCGAGAUGCAGUCCAGGGAUGGGUCUCAGAGUAAACUGCUCAAGUUUUCCCUUGGUCAGAAAAAGACCUCUAGACUUCCCGGCCCCUCGGCGAGGGUAUCCACUGCAGGCAGUGACAUCCCUCCAAGAGGCUCGGCCAGUGCUGCUGGGAACAGACGCAGCCAGGGCUUCAGUGACAAGACCAAAGCCAACUCGCACCUGAACAAAGAUUCCUCAGAGGGCAUGACCUCACAGCCUUCGGUGAUGACUGAGCAUGCUCCAUCAUCUGCAGUGACCGUCAGCUCCUCCACCAGCAUCCCCGCUGCUACCUCCGGCCAGAUUCCACACCCAUCUUCGCUGUCCUCAUCCACCUCCUCCACGGCCAUUCCCCAGCCCAACAGCAACAGCAAGCCCUGGAGGAGCAAGUCCGUGAGCUCCAAGCACAUCUCUCCUUCUCCUUCCUCCACCAGCACCGCCGCAUCUGCUAUGCAUUCCAUCAAGCAGGAGAAGGACACCUCCUGUAAGGCUGAAGCUCCUCCAAAGGUCACCACUCAGAAGUCAAUGCUGGAGAAGCUGAAGCUCUUCAACAGUAAAGGAGGCUCCAAAUCUGCCAGCUCCUCCAACGGAGUAGGGGCCCAGACCGACAACGCUGCCCCAACCAGGCAGCUCGGAGCGAUGCAGGUGGAGAGAGCCGAGACGGGCUCCAACACCGAGCCGCUGGAGGAAGAUGAUGGCAACGUCCGGCCGGGAAUGAACGGGACGACCUGCGGAGCUGCUCCCUCGGCAAGUACUACUGUCUCCACAACUGCCAGCAGCCCCAAAAUCGCCCUGAGGGGCAUUGCCCAGCGCACUUUCAGCAGAGCUUUGACUGCCAAGAAGGGCUCUGUCAAAAGCACAGAGAAAGACAAGGACAAGGAGAGGGGGAAGGAGAAGGAGAAAGAGAAAGGGAAGGAGGUGGGGAAACGCAUCUCAGUCCCAGACAGGACAGAUCUCAGGGGGGACGAGCUUAAAGAGGAAGUAGCACCUGUUGCUGUAGACCCAGACAGCUCAAACAAACGGACCUCUAAAAUCACCAGCUUCAUUCCCAAGGGGGGUAAAGUGGCCAAAAAGGAGAGUUCCACCCCUGCACACAGCGGAAUACCAAAGCCAGGAGGCAAAGCCCCAGGAGUCGGGGGUAAGGCUUCCUCAGUGAAGGAGGCGGGGGAGAGGCCUCGGAGCAUGCGAUUAGGAGGGGGUCUCGCCAUGCACCGCGGCCCCCUGGACAGAGACAGGGACAGCAGACACUCCAGCUCCACUUCCAGCCUGGCCUCCACAGAGGGAAAGACCAGCGCCUCCCCUGUGGCAGGAGGAGGCACUACACAGAGCACAGCCAGCAACACGAUCAGCGUGCAGCUACCUCAGACUCAACAGCACCACAGCCAUCCCAACACGGCCACCGUCGCACCUUUCAUGUACAGAUCCCAAACAGACGGCGAGGAAACCGCGAACACUGAGAGCGGCUCAGGAGGAAGAGGUGGAGACGGUUCCUUCUCCAAGGCCAGCCAGCUCUCCAUCGAGGACCUUUCAGGUGAAGACCCAGAGACGAGGCGGUUGCGUACAGUCAAAAACAUUGCAGACCUGCGGCAAAACUUGGAGGAGACCAUGUCCAGCUUGCGAGGAACUCAGGUCACACACAGCACCUUGGAAACCACCUUUGACGGCAGCGUCACCACAGACAUCAGCAGUGGUGGAGGUGGAGGUGGAGGUGGUGGUAGCAGCAACAACAGUGGAGGGAGUCGGAGCAUCCUCAGCCUCACUUCGUCCCGUCCAUCCCUGUCCUCAUGGCGACUGGGCCAGUCCAGCCCUCGUCUGCAGGCGGGCGACGCACCCUCCAUGGGAAACAGUUACGGUGGCCGGGCGGCCGGCGGCCAGGGGGGGCGCUACCUGUACCCUGGGCACCUCCGGCGGCAGCUGGCUGGCAGGGGAGGAGCCCUCUGCAGCGUGGACCUCGGAGACAGGGCCGGGGAGGACGUUGACCUGGACAGCAUCGCCGUGGACGUCACUGGUUACAUGAGCGAUGGAGACGUGCUGACCAAGAAUGCUGCGCGCACUGAUGAUGUCGCAAGCGGUUAUAUGACCGACGGAGGUUUGGGUCUGUACACGCGGCGCCUGAACCGCCUGCCCGAUAGCAUGGCCGCCGUCCGAGAGACACUCCACCGAAACACGUCGUCAGGACAGGGAGAUGCUGACAGCUGGGAUGACAGCAGCUCUGUGAGCAGUGGCAUAAGCGACAACAUCGACACAGAUGACAUCAACACCAGCUCCUCCAUCUCCUCCUACGCCAACACGCCCGCUGCACAGCGCAAAGGCCUCAACGCACAGCCUGUGACGGAUGCAGAGAAGCACUCGGCCUCCACAGCGGUGCACCAGGCCUGGUCAGGUGACGAGGUGAAGAGGCCAGACGGUGGGUCAGACUGCGGGGUCAGCAGGAUGGAGACAGGCUCCAAGUGGAGCCGCCGGAACCCUUCCGACGUCUCUGACGAGUCGGACAAGGGCGGCUCGGGGAGGAAGACCCCCUCCGUGUCCCACACAGGCUCUUGGAGGAGGGGCAUGAGCACUCAGGUGGGGGUGACAUCACCUCGGACUAAAAGCACCAGUAGCACAGGCUCCGUGAGCUCCAGUGGCCUCAAGACCCACAGUUCAGGUAAGACAGAUGACGUCAAAGUGUCAGAAAAGGGUCGUCUCUCUCCUCGUCCCAACGGCCUUCACCGCUCGCCCUCAGACACAGGACGCAGCAGCGGCGAUGAGGCAAAGAAACAAUCGAUCCCCACCAGCCGCACCUCCACGACAAACGCCCUCACACACACCGUUUCAGACCCCCACUCCCAGACACAUACGCUCACCUCACACACCUCGCGCACCCCAACCAGCACCUUCGGCUUCAAGAAGCAGGGCCAUGGGAUGGUAACCAUUGUUACUGCCAGCGGCGCCACCAUCACAAGUGGCUCAGCCACCCUGGGGAAGAUGCCCAAGUCUGGGGCACGAUCGCUUGGAGGAGGGUUAAAGGCCAGUGGGCAGGAUGGCGGGUCGGCGCUGGGUCACCACGACGACGGCUUCCUCCCCAUGAGCGCCCGCUCCACACUGCAGUACCGCAGCCUGCCGAGACCCAGCCGCUCGGGAGCAGCCGCCCGCAACGGAAACCGCUCCUCCACCAGCAGCAUCGAGGCCGCCGUGCUCUCCGUCACGACCCACGGGAAAAACUCCAUCGGCAUCUCCAAGGCCAACGCCUCAGGAGGCCUGAUGGCCAAUCAGACGGAUCGGGAGAAGGGCGUCUCUGACAUUGACCUUCUCAGGAACGGAGUCGUGAUGCAGAGUGGAGGAGCAGCGACUGUUCCUCUGACUGGAAGACAGCCGGUUUCUUCACCGACACUGCGCAGGUUGUUUGGUGGGAAACCCUGUAAACAGGCUCCCGUCACCACGGCUGAAAACAUGAAGAACUCCACUGUUAUCUCCAACCCCCACGCCACCAUGAACCAUGUGGGCACGGUGCUGGAGUCCCCUGACGGAGGGCUGGGAGGCGUGGACAGCGAGACCAGCAGCCCCCUGUUUGGAGGCAGAGUGCAGGGAAUAGGGAUGGGGAUGCUGGGCAGCGAGCAGGCCUCCAGUCCCGGCUCAGUCUACUCCUCUACCGGCCCCUCCAACAGCCUGACGUGGGGCACAACCUUCAGCAGCUCCUCCGCCCAGAGCAGAGAGAGCACGCUGGGCGGGCACGGCGGGACAGGCAGCAGCAUGGGAUACCCCUCCGUCAGCAGCAUGCACACCAGCAGCGAGUCCAUCGACAUGAGUCUGGGCAGCGCCGGCCAUGGGACGCACAGGGAGGACACCCUGUCUGCUCUGGGCCGCGCCGGCAGCGUCAAGACCGGCAUGUCUGAGAGUCCCCUCUCCUCCCCCUCCGCUAGCCCCAUAUUCAGCCGAAACACGCUACCUCGGAAGCAGGACAGCGGGCCACACUGUGGUAGAAACACUCUGCCUAAGAAAGGACUCAGGUAUGGCCCGUCCGCACAGCUGCGAAGCCACGAGGAGGCCCGUGAUUGGCUGCGCUCCCACUCCACCAGCGGACUGCAGGAAUCAGUCGGUAACUCUCCGUUCUCCCCCAGCUCCAGCCUCACCUCCCCCUCGGGCACUCGCUUCAACUUCGGACAGCUCGCAUCCAGCCCGACCUCGGCAGCUCAGAUCAACCUCGCCGGUAUGCGCAACAACAGCCUGACCAAUCAGGACGGCUCCUAUGAGCCGUGCAGCGACAACCGGCUGAGAAACUCCUGCAUGUCGCUUGACGAGAAGACUCGCACCAUGAGCCGAUCGGGCUCCUUCAGGGACGGCUUUGAGGAAGUUCAUGGAUCAUCCCUGUCUCUGGUCUCCAGCACGUCUUCCAUUUACUCCACAAAUGAGGAGAAGUCUCAGUCGGAGAUCCGCAAGCUGCGUCGGGAGCUGGACGCCUCCCAGGAAAAGGUUUCCGCCCUGACGACGCAGCUGAGUGCCAACGCUCACCUGGUGGCAGCGUUUGAACAGAGUCUGGGCAACAUGACCAUCAGACUGAAGAGUCUCACACUGACAGCAGAGCAGAAGGACUCUGAGCUGAAUGAGUUGAGGAAGACCAUUGAGCUGCUGAAGAAGCAGAACGCUGUUGCUCAGGCGGCCAUCAACGGAGUCAUCAACACACCUGAACUCACGCCAAAAGGGGACAGGACAGCUGGCAGUAACGGCAGUUCACAGCAGCAGCAGAAUCCGCAGCCAGACCUGCGCAUCAGGAGGCAGCACUCCUCGGACAGCGUCAGCAGCGUCGCCAGCGCAACCAGCCACUCCAGCGUGGGCUCCAACAUGGACACUGACGCAAAAAACAAGAAGAAGAACAAGAAGAACUGGCUGCGAAGCUCCUUCAAACAAGCGUUCAGCAAGAAGAAAUCUCCCAAGUCGGCCUCUUCUCACUCCGACAUUGAGGAGAUGACGGACUCGUCGCUGCCGUCCUCGCCUAAGCUGCCCCACAACGGCACCACAGCCUCCAGCCACAUGCUCAGGAACACACACUCUAGCUCGCUAUUGUCUGAGUGUUUGGACAGCGAGGCGGAGACGGUGAUGCAGCUGCGCAGUGAGCUCAGGGAGAAGGAGAUGAAACUGACGGAUAUUCGCCUGGAGGCUCUCAGCUCCGCUCAUCAGCUGGACCAGCUCCGGGAGGCCAUGAACCGCAUGCAGGUGGAGAUUGGGAAGCUGAAGGUGGAGAAUGACCGUCUCAAGGUGGAGAAUCAGGGCAGCAGGAUGGGGUCCCAGGCCUCCAUCUCUUCCUCUCCUCCCCCUCACACACACAGCCAGGCCCAGGGGCCGGGGCUCUCCCAGCACAGCCUCAACCUCACCACCAGCGAGUCCACCAGCCUGGACAUGCUGCUGGACGACACCAGCGGAGAGGGAGGGAUGAGGAAGGAGGGGCGACACGUAAAGAUGGUCGUCAGCCUGGACAAGGAGAGCAAGUGGGGAGAGGACGGCCGGCCUCGUCAUUUUCUGAUUGGGUGCAUCGGUGUGAGUGGUAAAACCAAGUGGGACGUCCUUGAUGGUGUGGUCCGGCGUCUUUUCAAGGAGUACAUCACACAUGUGGACCCGGUGAGCCAGCUGGGCCUGAGCUCCGACAGCGUGGAUGGAUACAACAUCGGAGAAAUCCACCGGCCCAGCAUCCCCGGCGCCGCCCAAACGCCCGAGCUGCUGCCCUGCGGCUACCUGGUGGGAGACAGCAACACCAUCAACAUCCAGCUCAAAGGUGUGAGCAGUGAGAACGUGGACUCGCUGGUGUUUGACACUCUGAUCCCGAAGCCGAUGCUGCAGCGCUACGUCUCCCUGCUGAAGGAGCACAGGCGCGUCAUCCUGUCGGGCCCCAGCGGUACAGGAAAGACCUACCUGGCCAAUCAGCUGUCUCGACACCUGCUGCUGCUAGAGGGCAGACCUCUGACCCCAAACGCUGUCGUCACUUUCAAUGUGGACCACAAGUCCAGCAAGGAGUUGCGUCAGUACCUGUCGGGUUUAGCCGAGCAGUGCAGCGGUGUCUCUGGUGCGGACAGCCCUCUGGUAGUCAUUCUGGACAACCUGCACCACGUCAGCUCCCUGGGAGAGAUCUUUAACGGCGUCUUCAACUGCAACUAUAAGCACUGCCCCUACAUUAUCGGCACCAUGAGCCAAGCCACGUCAUCGGCCCCCAACCUGCAGCUUCACCACAACUUCAGGUGGGUGCUGUGUGCCAACCACAUGGAGCCGGUGAAAGGCUUCCUUGGCCGCUACCUGCGGAGGAAGCUGAUCGAGACUGAGAUUGGCAGCCGAACGCGCAACAUGGAGCUGGUAAAGAUCGUCGACUGGAUCCCGCGGGUUUGGCACCACCUCAACCGUUUCCUGGAGACACACAGCUCCUCUGACGUCACCAUCGGACCUCGUCUCCUCUUGUCCUGUCCCAUGGACGUGAAGGGAUCCAGGGUUUGGUUCACCGACCUCUGGAACUACUCCAUCAUCCCCUACAUGCUGGAGGCUGUACGAGAGGGACUGCAGCUGUACGGCCGCCGGGCUGCGUGGGAGGACCCCGCUGCCUGGGUGAUUGACACCUACCCGUGGUCAGCCACGUCCACUCCGUCUGAUUGGCCCCCGCUGCUGCAGCUGCGCCCAGAGGACGUGGGCUUCGAUGGCUAUUCUGUCCCGAGAGAAGGAGUCAGGAAAGAGCCACCUCAGAGCGACAGCGACGCAGACCCACUGAUGAACAUGCUGAUGCGUCUGAAGGAGGCGGCGACAUCGUCGAGCCCGCAGAGCUACGACAGCGACUCCAACAGCAACAGUCACCAGGACGACAUCCUGGACUCGUCGCUGGAGUCCACCUUGUGAUGCAACACGGGGACAAGUUUUCAGGAGGAACUUUUUAUAAGAACUGUUCUCAUCGGGAGAACUUCUUGUUUAGAGUAUAAUUCUGUGUCACAAAAUCCAGCCACCUUAAUUUGGGUGCAGGUAACCCAAAUAUUUAAAAAGAAGAAGAACAAAAAAAAAGGUUCAAAUUCAUUUCAGAAAACGGGCGACAAAAGGUUUCUACUGCACUGCGCUGUUUUUUGGUUUUGUUUUUUCACCGUUGUGGCCCGUGGCUCCUCUGUCAGGAGCCUGACAUCUACUUCAGACAGACAGAAUAAAAACACACGGUCUGUCACUGUUGUUAGGGUACUUAAACACCAGCCAGGAGUCCUCCGAUCCCCACUGAGCCUACAGCAUCGGCUCCAGCUCAUCGGGCUGAGAUACUCCUGGUCCUGCCCAGCUGCCGUGCGUCUGAGCAGGCUGCAGAUGGCGAUACAGACCCUCGUCUCUGGAGCAUCAGUGAGCCUGAGCUACCAGCCGCUGAGAACACAGAUGAGGCUGUUGGACGGAUUAACAGCCAGCAGGUUUUUUGGCUCCUCCUCUUCUUCUGCGGCUGAAGUUGCCUGUGUAAUUGCUGAAGGAUAAAUCGAGGCAAAGUGAAUGUUAAGUCCUACAGCGUGCCAGCUCACACUUCUAAAAACUCCUCGGAGAUCAUUAAUUACAUCCCAAACUCUUGACACUCAUUGGUUUUAUUCAACUCCAUGAAGGAGAUGUGUGUCCACAAAAAGCAACUAAGAGAGCAUUAAUAAAAAUAGUUCCUAUUAGUUACAACUCAAUGUUUUUGAGUUAAAUGUCUGCUUUCAAAUCUCUUCAUGCACAAAAAAACGAUGAGAACUGGUGUGUUAAAGUGCUCAUAUUAUGCUUUUUGGCUUUUCCCCUUUCCUUUA
Messenger RNA from Perca flavescens (yellow perch), 8585 nucleotides. RefSeq names its product neuron navigator 2a (gene nav2a). Gene Ontology annotation, biological process: neurogenesis; nervous system development. The record is from RefSeq and is a predicted model, not a curated record. Lineage: Eukaryota; Metazoa; Chordata; Actinopteri; Perciformes; Percidae. The coding region runs from base 286 to 7680 and encodes 2464 amino acids. Gene Ontology annotation, molecular function: ATP hydrolysis activity; protein binding. The transcript is spliced from 40 exons.